UGUUGGUGUCUCUCUUUAGCAUGAAUAUAUAUAGCAAUUCCACUCCCCAUCUGCAUCAUUUCCACUCCCCCCAAUAGCUUAGCCUCCCUCCCCUUUGUAUUCUCAUCACUUUGGGCCGCCUUCCUAAAAUGGAAAACUUUCUACAGAGGGAAUUGAUCCCUUCUCCCCCUCAUUGUUUCAAUGUUGAUCCGAUCCUCUGGGUUGCUCUAGGGAUGACCUCUAACUUACCCGAUUCUCGCUCUUCUUCUUCUUCUUCUUCGUCUUCUCCUAAUGGAUCCAUCACAUGCACCGGUUCGAAUCAAUUUUCGGUGUCUGAUCCACCAACACCAACCUCGAUAUCGCCCUCCUUGGACCUUCCUAGCUUAUCGCUUUUCUGGCAUGAUCCGGCAAAACCGAACCCUUCAGCUCAAAUUCAGAAUUUUCUUUCGAAUAAUGAGAGCCCUGAUCACCGUAUCCCGACUUCGAUGAACCCACUCUGCUCCAUUCCAUUGCUCGGGCAGUUACAUGCGGAACAGGUCAAAACCGACCUCGGCAUGACAAACUCUGCUUCCAACUGGCUUAGUACUAUCAGAACUCAACCGAUGAAGUGCACUGGGCGGAAAUCUCCGAACAGGAUGCCGGGGAAGCUCUUUCGGGGAGUGAGGCAGAGGCACUGGGGAAAAUGGGUUGCUGAGAUCCGACUGCCCCGGAACCGGACCCGUGUAUGGCUUGGGACUUUCGACACAGCAGAAGAGGCCGCGAGAGCCUAUGACACGGCAGCUUAUUUACUAAGAGGAGAGUAUGCCCACUUGAACUUCCCAGAUCUGAAGCACGAGCUCAAGGCCAAUUCCACCACAGCUGCUCUCCUCGAGGCGAAGAUGCGAACGAUUUUACAAGGGAACCAGACGACCUGUAACACGAACUUGAGUUCAUACGCGAGUUCAAGUGCCUUCCUGCACAAGAAAGUGCCUGUGUUGGAUCAGUCACCCAAGAACCCCGUACCCAAUCUUGACUCAACAGUCAAUGUUUUGAGCCAACAUAGCCCAGCAGGGAACGACUCAAACGACUCUAAGCCAGCAUUCGAGAGCAAAUUCGGGUCAUCUUAUCAUCAUCAGACGGCAGGCAGAGAAUCAGAGGCAGUUCAGUUGAGUAGAAUGCCAUCUUUGGACAUGGAAUUGAUUUGGGAAGCUAUUUUAGUCUCGGAAACGUGACCUCUCUCUCCCUUGAACUUCUCUUUGUACGCACGUCACAAAAACUGUCAUCGGAUUUGAAAAACUUACAUUUUUUUUUUGUUAUAAGAGAGACUCAUUCGCCUAUUACAUUAAAAUAGAAAUCCCAAGUAUCUCAUAAAAGGGCAUGGAUAAUCCUUUUGGGUAUCGAAUCUGGGACCUCUUGGUCACCAGACGAGAUGUAUGCCACUGUGCUAUACCCUCUCUGCAUAACUUGCAUUUUCUCCUUGGGGUAAAAAUCUCGUCUAUGGUCUGGUACAGCCACUGGACAUUGUACAUUCAAAUACAAUGCAUAUAUGAUAAUACUCGAUGCCUGUAUUGAGUGCUAGGCGAGCUUUCACGACUGAGUUUCUUCCAGAAAGCUAGGAAUAAUUUUUACAAUAUGCUUUCAAUCAAUCGAUGGUCUGAUUUUCAAUAAUCCCAUGUUUGUAGCUCCUUCUGCACUUCUAUGUUAUAGAAGCUUUUAGCUUAUGAGCUAUUUUUUUAAAAAAAAAUUAUUCCAUUUGAUUAUUGUAGAAGCAUAAACUGGAGGAAUGAAACAUUUAUACAGUCCAAAGGGGGCACCUUCAGCUUCUACGCCACAGCUUUCCGAUUGAGACCAUAUGAUGUGCUCAGCCUAAUAUAUAUAGUUAAAAUGCUCGUUCGGGAAUCGGCUGAUGCAGUUUUAAGUUGUUCGUAACUUUAUUUUUUUUCAGUUAAUAUUUGUGAUGGGAGCCCCAAAAUAACCAAAAUCCCAGUUCCGGCCAUUCUUUGGGUACUCAUUGUUAAUUCUUUCGAUUCAAUAAAGGCAUCAUAUGAAAAAUUAAUCGCA
This is a messenger RNA of Punica granatum (pomegranate), 2019 nucleotides long. Lineage: Eukaryota; Viridiplantae; Streptophyta; Magnoliopsida; Myrtales; Lythraceae. The record is from RefSeq and is a predicted model, not a curated record.